Molecule: messenger RNA, 7003 nt
Organism: Coregonus clupeaformis (lake whitefish)
Lineage: Eukaryota; Metazoa; Chordata; Actinopteri; Salmoniformes; Salmonidae
Product: neuroligin-2
Exons: 9
Coding region: 1103-3721 (872 amino acids)
Biological process (GO): synaptic vesicle endocytosis; chemical synaptic transmission; neuron cell-cell adhesion
Cellular component (GO): synapse; cell surface; postsynaptic specialization membrane
Molecular function (GO): signaling receptor activity; neurexin family protein binding
Source: RefSeq, a predicted model, not a curated record
AGAGAGAGAGAGGGGGAGAGAGCUGAGAGACACAGCAUCUCUUCUGAGGCAGCAGCCGAAGAAUCUUCACGAGUGAGGCAUUGAUGGAUCUGUCGGGGCUACAAAAAUAAUUAACAUCAUUACAAUCCUGUAAAAGUCAUUAUGAUAUGCCAAACGAGGCCACAACGAAACGGAUGAUCCAUUCAUAGCUCCCCUUUGUAGCCGAUAUAAAACAUCAAAGAAGAUGUAAAGCAGAGGCACAACGCAAGUACGCAAAUGAGAGGUCUGACACCCUGUUUGGAGUGUCUUUAUUUUAUUAAUUUAAAUAAUUAGUUAAUGUAGGCCUUCUCACAACAGAGGGAGGCACCGUGGAAAUGUAUCACCAUGGAAAGGAGAGAAGACGAGCAUCCUUUGCGUUGAGUUAACCGCUAAUGCGUUACACGCAUUUGUUUUUAUUAUUGUUUUAUUUUAUUCUCUGCCUUUCUCUUAUGGACUCAAAAAUGUGGUAAGCUAUCUGUCGACUAGGAAGAGAGAGAAGGGAGUUGUCAGAAUGAGGAAAGAGAGGAGGAGGGGGCAUUAAGAGGUGUUCUUUUUUGGAAAAGGGGGAGACAGACCGACACCGAGAAGGUGAAUUGAUGUAUGAAAGCCUGCGACACCUCACUUUAAUGAGAAAUAAUCCUGCAAAAGAAAGAAAUGGCGUAAAACAUAACCCGAAAAAAGCAGGAGGCGAGAGAACCAGACGCAUCUUCAAGGGAGACCCUCGCGUUCUCACGUUUACUGGGAAUAUUUUGGGUGUGGCGUGUUGGCUGUGGGAGCUGUAAGUCUGCAGCUGGCCUAUCAGGAGCUCUCAGGAGGAUGGACCAGAGCAGACAUUCUAGCUGAGGAUGCCUCCCGUCCCUCCCCCUCUCUACACCAGCUUUCUCACCUCUCACACUAUGCUAGGAAAACACACUCUACACCUCUGAUUUUGACCAAACCCGCCACCCCUCCCAAUACCUUAUUUCUCCCAGUAUCUCCAAUAACCUACUAACUUCAGGGUAUUUGGAGGGCAUUUCUUUACCCUUUUCUGCCCACGAGUGAACUCCUAGUCAUAUUUAGUUUGCUGGGUAGAAGACCGGAGGACAUGUCCUUCUUCCCAGAGAGUGGCCCCAGACAUCCGGGGCCCGGUGGGACGCGGCGCUCCAGCCCCCGCAGGAUGUCUGACCCAUGUCUGGUGUGGCUCCUGGGCCUGGCCCUCCGCCUGGCCCUGUCCUCCUGCCAGCGGGCCGACCUCAGCGGGAAACACCCCACGGUCACCACGGGCUACGGCAAGCUGCGCGGCGUCAGGAAGGAACUCAACAAUGAGAUCCUGGGACCUGUGGAGCAGUACCUGGGCGUGCCCUACGCCACCCCGCCCAUCGGCGAGCGCCGCUUCCAGCCCCCAGAGGCGCCAGGCUCCUGGCAGGAGAUCCGCAACGCCACCCAGUUUGCCCCCGUGUGCCCGCAGAAUGUACAUGGGGUGUUGCCCGAAAUAAUGCUGCCGGUGUGGUUCACUGACAACCUGGACGCUGCAGCAGGCUACGUUCAGAACCAGAGUGAGGACUGUCUGUACCUCAAUGUCUACGUGCCCACUGAGGAUGGUCCGCUCACAAAAAAACACGAUGAGUCUACAAUGAACAAACCGAGGGAUGAAGAUAUCCGUGACCGUCGGAAGAAGCCGGUGAUGUUGUUCAUUCAUGGCGGCUCCUACAUGGAGGGGGCGGGGAACAUGUUCGACGCCAGCGUCCUCGCAGCCUACGGCAACGUCAUUGUGGUCACUAUGAACUACCGUCUGGGCGUGCUUGGGUUUCUGAGUACCGGGGACCAGUCAGCCAAGGGGAACUAUGGUCUUUUGGACCAGAUCCAGGCUCUGCGCUGGCUCAAUGAGAACAUUGGCCACUUUGGAGGAGACCCAGAGAGGAUCACCAUCUUUGGCUCCGGGGCUGGAGCCUCCUGUGUCAACCUGCUCAUCCUCUCCCACCACUCAGAGGGUCUGUUCCAGAGAGCCAUAGCCCAGAGCGGCUCAGCCAUCUCCAGCUGGUCGGUCAACUACCGGCCCCUCAUGUACACCAAGAUCCUGGCUAAGAAGGUAGGCUGCAGCUACGGGGACACGGGAGAGCUGGUGGAGUGUCUGAGGAGGAAAAGCUUCAGGGAGCUGGUGGACCAGGACAUCCAGCCGGCCAGGUAUCAUAUCGCCUUCGGCCCCGUGGUGGAUGGAGACGUGGUGCCCGACGACCCCGAGAUUCUCAUGCAACAGGGGGAGUUCCUGAACUAUGACAUCCUGCUGGGGGUGAACCAGGGAGAAGGGCUGAAAUUUGUGGAUGACAGUGAGGAGGAUGAUGGCAUCUCUGCAGCCUCUUUUGACUACACCAUCUCUAACUUUGUGGACAACCUGUAUGGAUACCCUGAGGGUAAGGACAUCCUGAGGGAGACGAUAAAGUUCAUGUACACAGACUGGGCCGACAGGGACAACGUGGACAUGAGGAGGAAGACCCUGCUGGCACUGUUCACAGAUCACCAGUGGGUGGCGCCAGCGGUGGCCACAGCCAAGCUGCACGCUGAGUUCCAGUCUCCUGUCUACUUCUACACCUUCCAUCACCACUGCCAGACGGAGGCCCGGCCAGAGUGGGCGGACGCGGCCCACGGGGAUGAGCUGCCCUACGUGUUCGGGGUCCCCAUGGUGGGAGCCACAGACCUGUUCCCCUGUAACUUCUCCAAGAACGACAUCAUGCUCAGCGCUGUGGUCAUGACUUACUGGACCAACUUUGCCAAGACCGGGGAUCCCAACCUGCCUGUCCCCCAGGACACUAAGUUCAUCCAUACCAAGCCCAACCGCUUUGAGGAGGUCAUCUGGACCAAGUUCAGCUCCAAGGACAAGCAGUACCUCCACAUUGGCCUGAAGCCCCGUGUCCGAGACAACUACCGGGCCAACAAGGUGGCCUUCUGGCUGGAGCUGGUGCCUCACCUGCACUCCCUGCAUGAGGACAUCAACCCCAUCACCACCCGCCUGCCGCCUGGAGGAGGAGGUCCCCGCGUCCACCGUCCUGGACCCCCUGGGGCACGCUCCACCCGCCACCCCGUCAUCUCCACCAACCCCUCCGAACCCGAGCCAGACCCCUCCGAGCCGCCCCGCCGCAACCCGUUCCCCGACGAGAUAAGGGACUACUCCACGGAGCUGAGUGUGACGGUGGCGGUGGGCGCCUCGCUGCUCUUCCUCAACGUGCUGGCCUUCGCAGCGCUUUACUACAAACGGGACAAACGCCACGAGCUGCUGCAGAGACGCCACCGUCGCUUGUCCCCCCAACGCGGCAUGGGCACCGACAUGGGCAUGGGCGUGGGCAUGGGAGUGGUGGGCGCCCCGUCCCACAAUGACCUGGCGCUGAGCCAGGAGGAGGAGCUCAUGUCCCUGCAGAUGAAGCAGCAGAGGGUGGAGAUGGAGCACGGCAUCGGCACGCCCCUCCCUUCCCGCGGUCUCCAUGGCGACCUGGAGACGCUGCGGGCGCAGGUGGGCCCACCGGACUACACCCUGGCGCUGCGGCGGGCACCGGAGGAUGUGCCGCUGAUGACAGCCAACACCAUCACCAUGAUGCCCAGCACCAUCAGCGGCAUGCAGCCCCUCCACCCCUUCAACACCUACCCCCCUGCCCCGGCCCCCUCCACCACCCCCACCCCUGGCCACAGCAACAACGCCCUGCCACACCAACACUCCACCACCCGCGUAUAGGACCAGGCAUAAACUCUGGAUCCGCAGAGAUACAAAUAAACACCACACAGACUGGUCCUCUCCUCCUUCUUCUCUCUCUUACUCUCUUAUUUUUCUGUGUUGCUUUUUUCUCUUUCUCUCUCUGUUAUUCUGUUCUCUGUCAAUCUCCCCAUUAGGCUGUGUUAUCGCCCCCUACUGUUGGGAUGCAUGGCUCAGUCUGACUCAGGCUGUGGGCUGCUGGGACAAAGACUAUCAUUACCCAACUAACACAUCUCUAUCACACAUCUUCCAGCCUGUUCAUAUGUCUAUACAAUCUGGGUGUUUCACUCUCUCUCUCACGCUCUCUAUCUGUUCCUCUUCUCUCUGCCUCCCACUCACUUCUCUCCAUGUCUGUUCCUGUAGCUCUUGAUCACAACGUUCACACAAUCCUCCCAGUCUCAUUUUCAUCCUCUUUCUCUCUUGCGCAAACCACUUCAGGACUCCGUUUUUUCCUCUUUGGAGUCUUUUAUACAAACACAUAAAUGUAAAUUAUGUAUUACUGAUCAAUUGUAAGGAUAUGAAUGAAAAAAAGUGAGAUUCUGAUAUCUCGUUUUUACCAGCAUUCUUGGUGCCAAGUACUGUGAUAACGCUCCUCUUUCAAUGGGGUCCAAUGGACCACCUGGAGAGGCCCAUCCUGACUUGAUCUUACACAAGGAAUUAACAUCAUCAAAAAAGUGCCAGACGUUUCAUUUUUCUUUUUGAUCUUUUGCACUUUCUUUUUGUUUUUUUAUUGCAUUCAGUGUUGCACCGUGACUGGGCUUUACUCAAGGGGGAAAAUAUUAAAUAUAACCAUGUAAAAAUAUAAAGAGAAUAUUAAGAUUUAUAACAGGUUUGCUGUCUGGGAUCUUCUGCAUGAUUUUUAUUUUCUAAAUGGAAGACGGACAUCAGAGUGGAAAUCUUGUAUUUUUCCUUUUUAUUUUCAGGUUUGUUUUCUUAUUAUACUUUUUGUUUUUUAAGUACUUUCUUUUUGUUAUUUACAUCCGCUGAACUUUGUGCACUUCAUGAAGAAAACUAUCUUCUAUUCUGUAGAUACUUCAAAAAGGCUAUCAAGAGAUGAAUAUUGACUAUAAUUAUAACAAGGACAACAAAUAUGUCCUUUAUUUUUUCAUUUCUUAUCACUGAGGCUGUUCCACAAACACCUGCCACAAAGAAAGACUGAUGGAAGCCCCCUCUCUCUCCCCCUCGUUUUAGUUCUCGCUUUCUCUCAUUACUUUAGCUGUGGAGUGUUGCACGGUCAACAGAAGAGAAAACAUUGUUGGACUUUACCACUCCAUCAGCUUGCAGUGUUUGUCCAUGAUAGGCUAAUACUUGUUUUUAAAUCAUGAAAAUUGAUAUAAUUCUACAUAUUUUCCCGGGAAGUUUUAAGCACUCUCAUCCUCUCCUCAGUGGACUUUUAGCUACAUGCUUCAGGUUUUUGGAGACUGGGUAUGACACUGUCUUUUCAUAUCCUCUUCUGUUGUUCUGAGAUUCUCUCUGUUGCUGAGGGGGAGAGGGGUGCAGGGGGUAUGAGGGGGGCUCAGACAGACUGACUGACAUACUGCAGGUCAAAGGUGAAAAAGCCUUGUACGCACGUUUUAGAUCUUUCAACCGCACAACUGAACACAGGGACACGAUGAACUCUGGACAUUCAUGAAAAAAAACUGUUAAAGAACUGAUGUUGAGACAACGUAAGGAAAACAUUGACAUCGAAACCAACAAUGGCGAUGUAGAGACGACUCUUCAGCAGAAGCCUCCGAUGCACUGAGGAUGCAUUCUAAAUCUUGAGUAGAAAAAACAUUUGAUAAACAUUACUCACAUAUACACAGGAGAAAACAAACCUAGCAGGAUGGAGUUCCCCAUGUUUUUCCUGUUCUGUUUCCUGUCUUGUUUUGGGAUGAUGAUGAUCACACUGGAGUUAGACUGGCGUCUGUCACAGGGGCCGGGACUCAGAAAAAAGAACAAAACACACACCAUGGAAAACAAACUGUACAAUUUUUUUAAGUGUAAGAGAACAAACUGGUAUUUGUAAAUAUUAUGUUUAUGGUUUGGUUUAUGAGUGAACAGUCAAAUCUUUCCUUUGUGACAACAGGUGCAAGUUCAGACAGCUGAUCUGUUAUUGUUGUUUAAUUCUCUUUCAUUUCUUAGAUUUUCAAGGUCAAAGUGCCACAAGUUUUGGGAACAUGUAGACAGUUAUUAACAUACAUGAAUGAUCUGUGAACUACAUCUAAAAUCCUAGAAUGAUUGAGUUCAACAUAAUUGAGGUAGGGAAGAGGAUAUGGCUCAGGUUUCUCUAGGGUAGAACGGACAUACUGGAUGUGUGUGGGGUUCUCGGUGGAGGUGGGCAUUACUUGCACAUUUGUCAAUUACUACAUCAAUCAUGAAGACAGAUUUUGUCUGGAAUGGCAAUUAAUUUAAGAUGAUCCCUUUGCAUCCAUUAAGUGGCCAUUACUGCAUAGAUAGCAGAUUGAGACAGAAUAGGGAUACAGAGAAAAAGAAAAUGGGAGAGAGAUCAAGAGAGAGAGACAGAAGGAAGGAAAGAGGAAGGCAGUGAUAGAGUGGUAGAGAUAAAGCCAUGGUUUGAAACUGUGCUCAAUCCAAACCUACAGAACUAGGAAACUUGAAUCUUGAUGGUGGUGCUGUUGGUACUUGUUAGCGACACUCACUGUCCUGAGAUAUGACAUACAGUAUUACCCAUAGCUUAGAACAGGUACAGUAUGUUGUCAACUCCUUUGUACUCGUUAGUCUUGUUUCAGACUCUGAUGGUUGUGGUUGCUUUGCUAUCCUUUACUCUUACGUCUGCCAUGCACACUCUCCGUUUAAGUCAUUUUCUGGGAAUAACAGCUCACCUGUUUGCUGUCCAUUUGAGAUGCUAAUGUUUCCAAAAAGAAAAAGUAAAAAAAUACAGUAUUUUUCUAAAAGAAAGAAAAAUAUGACUGAAAUUUGGAAACCAGGAAUAUGACAGCCAACAGACUCUGGAAGCACACUCUCACCAAGUUUACACAGUGACACUAAAGUCUGAUGUUGGCUCAAUGUUACAAAGAAACAUUACAAGGAUGCAAAUCUCUACCUUUCCAAGGUUCGCGCUGGGUUGCCCCAAAAAGUUUGCACCUGUUUGUCUCUGUUUUCAUUUAGUCUGAAAUCAGCACCUACUGGAGGAUUGAGACACUGUAAGGAAGCAUAACGAACGGGUUUACAGAAUGAAGUUAAUAUUUCUAUUUCAUAUAGAGACUAUUACAGACUGUAUGUUGUGUACCUGAACUGGAGAACAUUAAAAAUACAUUCUUA